GAAAAGGGGCUUCGAAGAUGGUGCGAUUACAGCCAGACCCAUUCCUCAAUGAACUGACGAGUAUGUUUGAGCGAACUACUGAGCAUGGUUCCGUUUGGGUUACGCUCAAACACUCUUCUGAUAAAUCUAAAGCCCAACGGAAUAAGAUGAAGACAGCUGGUGAAAAUCUUGAAUUUAAGUGCCUCAUCCGAGCAACUGAUGGGAAAAAGAAUAUUUCCACAAUGGUUGGUGCAAAAGAUCACCAGCGUUUCCAAGCAUCUUAUGCAAUUUUGCUGAAGGCCCGCUUGACUGCACUAAAGAAGAGGGAGAGGAAGGACAAGAGGAAGGCUACUGAUUCUGACAAAAAGAUGGAUAUUUCGAAAAAGAAAUCUGCUGCUGCUAAAGCCUCUACAUGAACUUUAGUCCUUUGGUUCAUUUCCCCCAUUUUGUUUCUAGGAUAGAGUUGUAGGAUUUGAACCCCGUCCGUUUGGGGCGACAAGUCUGAAACUGCAUUACAACUUCUGCUGCAUAGAAUGAAGAAAGGAGGUGUUUUUACUCAAUUUGAAGAAAUUUUGUCAUAAUCUUGACCUUUAAUUCCUUGAGCAACAGCUUUGGCAAUUGAAAGUAGAGGGGACCAAAUUAAGAGUA
Molecule: messenger RNA, 627 nt
Organism: Solanum verrucosum
Lineage: Eukaryota; Viridiplantae; Streptophyta; Magnoliopsida; Solanales; Solanaceae
Product: signal recognition particle 14 kDa protein
Exons: 5
Coding region: 18-395 (125 amino acids)
Biological process (GO): SRP-dependent cotranslational protein targeting to membrane
Cellular component (GO): signal recognition particle, endoplasmic reticulum targeting
Molecular function (GO): endoplasmic reticulum signal sequence receptor activity; 7S RNA binding
Source: RefSeq, a predicted model, not a curated record